Molecule: messenger RNA, 2774 nt
Organism: Sander lucioperca (pikeperch)
Lineage: Eukaryota; Metazoa; Chordata; Actinopteri; Perciformes; Percidae
Product: inter-alpha-trypsin inhibitor heavy chain H3-like
Exons: 22
Coding region: 16-2655 (879 amino acids)
Source: RefSeq, a predicted model, not a curated record
GUGAUUGCCGGCAGUAUGCAGAGGAGACAGUUUGAGCUGCCUGAGCUGCACUCUGGUGGAAACAUCAUGGAGAGAGCUGUGGUGCAAGUCACCCUCUUUGGGCUGCUGCUGGUUUUGGCUAGCACACUACCAAACAAGGACGACUGGAACAUCUACAGCUUUCACAUCAACUCCACAGUGACCAGUCGUUAUGCAACCACGGUCAUCACAAGCCGCGUGGCCAAUCGCAUGGACGACUCAAAGGAAAUAGAGUUCCAGGUCCGGAUACCCAAGAAUGCCUUCAUCAGUAAAUUCAGAAUGUUUAUAGAUGGCCAAUGGUACGAUGGUGUUGUGAAAGGUAAAGAGAAAGCUCAGCAGCAGUACACUGAGGCUGUGUCCCGUGGCCAAAGCGCUGGGCUUGUCAGUUCUGUAGGGAGGACCCUCGAGGAAUUUAAGACCGCUGUGACUGUGGCUGCCCACAAAAAGGUCACCUUUGAACUCACAUAUGAGGAGCUGCUGAAACGCAAGCUUGGCAAGUACGAGCUGCAAAUCCACGCUCGACCCAUGCAGCCUGUCAAAGACUUCAAGGUUGAUGUGUACAUUAAUGAGAAAGCUGGCAUCAAUUUCAUCGAGAUUAAAGGAGGACUAAGCACCAACGCCCUGGCUAAUGCCAUCACCAGAACACAUGCAGACAAACAGGCAUGGGUGUAUUUCUACCCAACAGAGGACCAACAGAAAACAUGUGAUGGCUGUGGAGAGCAGGGUAUGAAUGGAGAUCUGGUUAUUGUUUAUGAUGUUAACAGGGACUCCUCACUUGGAGACAUCAAGACAUCAGCUGGAUACUUUGUUCAUCACUUUGCUCCAUCUAGUCUUUCCCGCAUACCAAAAAAUGUUGUCUUCGUUAUUGAUCAAAGUGGCUCAAUGAGGGGCAGAAAAAUGCAACAGACCCGAAUAGCAUUAAUCCACAUCUUGAAUGAUCUGGCAGAGGAUGACCACUUUGGUCUUAUCACUUUUGAUAGCAGCAUUUUUCACUGGAAAAGAGAACUUGUUCAGGCCAACAAGGAAAACCUGGAGAGUGCUAAGAUAUUUGCACGGAAUAUUCAAGAUAGAGGAGCCACAGACAUUAACGCAGCAGUGUUGGAAGGAGCACGUAUGCUGAAUGCACAUCCCAGAGAAGGUUCAGCGUCUAUCGUCAUACUUCUCACCGAUGGAGACCCAACCUCAGGGGUGACAAAUCUUGAACUAAUACAAUCAAAUGUCAGAAGGGAUAUUGCAGACAAGUUCCCACUCUACUGUCUUGGUUUUGGUCAUGAUGUCAAUUUUGAGUUCCUUGAGAAGAUGUCGCUGCAGAACAAUGGUGUGGCACGACGGAUUUACGAAGACUCUGACGCUGAUUUACAGCUGAAGGGUUUCUAUGACGAGGUGGCCACUCCUCUGUUGACAGAUGUGACAAUGAUCUAUAAUGGAGGGACCAAUCUAACCCAGACUAACUUCAGCCAGUAUUAUAAUGGCUCUGAGAUUGUGGUGGCCGGUCAGAUCACUGACAACGACAUUGAAACCUUCACUCCACAAGUUGUAGCCAUUUCGAGGGAUAGAAGAGUGACGUUUUCUGACACAAACGCCACCAUGGAGUACCUUGGCACAGAUUUUGACAGCCACAUCCAGAGGGUUUGGGCCUACCUCACAGUCAAACAGCUUCUGGAGAAAGAGCUGCUGUUUUCUGGACCUGAGAAGGAGAACGUGAAGAAAGAGGCCUUGGAGCUGUCGCUGAAGUACAGCUUUGUAACCCCACUUACAUCCAUGGUGGUCACCAAGCCUCUGGGGGAGAACACAGAUGUUCUCCAUAAACCUAAGGAAGGUGAAACAACACAAGGACACAGCCCUGUAUUAAGUUGGGCACCACUCCAUGACUUCCAUGAUAUGUAUGACUUGGACGUGGGAGCAGGGGUACUACUCAGUCCAGACCUCCAUGUUAUGUAUGACGUUGAGGUGGAAGCAGAUGAUUAUGAAGUCUUAGCCGAAACGAUUGUGCCUGCCAAAACAACUAAUGUUCCUCUUUCCCACAGGUUUCUGCUAAAAACUGAGAAUCUGUCUCUUCCACUCUGCUUUGAUGUCACUGGAGAUGUUCGCCUUAAACUACUUCACCAUCCCAACAGGGAGCUGUCUGUGAAUGGUGAGCUUGAUACAGUAACGAAUGGAGGCUUCAGAAGGAUUGUCAUCCACUUUAAGACUGACCUUUAUGUUGAGGUUGACACCAAUGUCAUCACUGUACGAGAGGGACAGACACUGACACGCCACACUGGACAGGAUCUCAUCACAGCUGGAAGUUUGACAGUGAUUAGGCGGGACAAGGAAAUAGAUGUUGCAGCUGGAGACACACGCAUGGUCAUCUAUAUUCAUGAGAAGGAUGGCGUAGAAUUCCUCUGGCCGGUUUUGAGACAGCAGCCACUGGACAACAAUGUUACAGGAAUUAUAGCUCUAAAGCCAGCAGUUUAUGAGGAGGUGCAACAAACUCCCUCAACAAAACUUAAGAUCAAAGACCAAGAGAUUGACGUUGUCAGGGCCAAUGCUGUUGACUACAGUAUAGUCUCUCCCCCGACACUGGACUGCUGGCUCAUGUCUGCGGAGUCUGUCCUGCAGAGACGCCUGGAUGAUUUCAUCGUUACUCAACUUUAACUGGGAAUUAUGUUAAAUCACUUGCAAAGAUUUCAUUUGCAAGAAAAACAAGGCAGACACUGAUUCAUCUUGGAAAACAAAAUUUCACUUGUAACUGACUAAUAAAUAGUAUCCCAGAU